AUGAUUCCGAUUAACAUGAUUGAAAAUAAAAAAGAAAUUAAAUCAAAAGAAUAUCACAUAAAUAAACGAGUUUUAACUUGGAUUAAUGAAAUCGAUGAAGAUGAUUCAUUAACACCGCCAAAGUCAAUGCUUUCAUCAAAUACUUUAUUAAUCCGACAAGAUGAACCACCACAACGUACAACAAAUAAACAAGAAAUACUCGAACAAAAAUAUUGUAAUAAACAAAAUUUAAAUACACAUAAAUUUGCUAAACUUCUAUUUUGA
Adineta steineri is the source of this 264-nucleotide messenger RNA. The record is from the annotation of a GenBank genome assembly. Lineage: Eukaryota; Metazoa; Rotifera; Eurotatoria; Adinetida; Adinetidae.